AACUCAUUCAGUGUACUCUUCGUUUUCUUGAACACGGAUUUCCAAUAUAAAAACUUCUUUCUCACCUGUCAAUAUGAAAUCGUAUUUGUUUAUUUACUUUUUCGCUGCUACGCUUUUGGCUGCCCAAGGCCAUUACGCUUCGAGGGAUUUUUACAACGACGAAGCUCACGAAGCCCUCGAAAGAAUACCAGAUGAACCUAAACUGCCGAGUUUUGAAGAAAAGCUUAUUGAUGCACAAAUGGUUCAAGAGGACAGUCAUAAUAUGAGUUGUGACUGUGCUAGCGAGUGUAACAAGCUUAACGUUAGCAGGUUGCCGCACAAUGUUCGGGUAUGUGGUUAUAAUAUUGCAAUGAUACGUUUGUGCAUUAAAAGAAAAAUCUAAGUAUCGCAAUGCACCUAAUCUUACUUAUACGCGUGAGCAGCAAAUACCAACCGGAAAAUAAGAAGAUUUUGCUUUACCCUCUGUUUUGACUCUCUUACCAUAAUUUGUAUCUAGCUAUCAGUUGUUUUGGCGUAGGCGUAGUGCGUUCAGUUCACCAGGGAUGGUACUUCAAGCUGUUUUAUUGUUAUAACAGGGUAAUUUAGUAAUAUCAACUGAAUUGAUAACGUAAAUUGGUGUAUAUCAUGCACCUUAAAACCCUCCUACAUGUAACCGCGUACAGUAAGAAGUAUCAAUGGUGACUCUGAUCAUAUGUCUUUUUUAAACAUGCAGGACGAGGACAAAUACCUUAGCUACGAAAACUACCCAGUGUUAUGCCGUGAUGCUGCAGCAACUUAUCUGCCGCGCCCUCCGCGCCCAAACGAACCGGCCAAGAAGUACGUCUGCAAGCAAGUGUUUGACUGCUGCCGAAGUUGUAACCAUUAUUUUUAUACUUGUAUCAAUAACCCCAAUAACGAAUAUGGUCUGUGCAUGCGCGGGGCUUAUAAGUGUAUGUGUGACUGCAUUGAUAACAAAUCCUUCAACGAACUCCCUCAUAUGCCCUGACUGAGAAUCUACACUUUGUAAUAAGCACUGCUAUCUAAGACAGUAACGUAACUAAAGUCACUUCGAGGUUCGAGUCGAUCGAUUUAUAUAAAAACUUUGCCG
Pocillopora meandrina is the source of this 1087-nucleotide messenger RNA. Lineage: Eukaryota; Metazoa; Cnidaria; Anthozoa; Scleractinia; Pocilloporidae. The record is from the annotation of a GenBank genome assembly.